UGACAGUUGCUGAAAACAUGGUGUGGAAUAAACUACAAAAUAUUUCUGUAGCGGAUAAUUUACGCGUUGUGUAAAAAUCAUUGAAAUAUAUAAAUAAUGAAAAACGGCUUGCUACUGAAAUGAAAAAUAGCGCUAGUAUAAACGAUUUUAUGUUACCAAAACAAAGAACAGCUAGUGCUUUAAAAUCAAUCAGUGCUAAAUAAAAUGUUUCAAGUAAUCGCUAAAUCGUAUGUUUACAAAUUUUCUAGUAAAGUGGAAGUCGAAAAGUAGCUGAUAAAAAGCUUAAAAGUGUAUUGUGCAAUAACGAGAAAUGUAAAUAAAAAUGAAAACACAAAUGUGUACAUAGAUCAUGACUGCGGCGCUACUUUGUUUAAUGAUUAGAAUUUGUUGUCUUGCCGUGAAGCACCGUUAUCAGCCGCGAUUAAAUGGUUUUUCCGUUUUUGUUUUGUUCUGCACGGCAUUGUUGUUGUGAUGCAUUGUUGAGGUGAACCGAGAAAUUGCCGUGAAUAGUAAAAGCAAACGAACAAAUAGGUGCAACACGUCCGAUGGCACAAAUUAGCAACGCUUGAACUGUGCCCGGUUGAUGGCUGAAAAUACCAAAACAUCAAUAAACACACAAACAUCCACAAUCACAGCCAUUCACGAAAUUUCGCAUAUCCACGCAAAUAUCGACGCAUAGGUAGGCGCCCAGAGCGUUUAUCAUGCUGAGCAUUUCGCAUACAGAAUUUAACAUCGCCAUCAACGGUGCCAACAUCGAUUACAACGACGGCGGCGCCGACGACGACGGCCUCGUCAGCGUCAGUGGUUGUGCGGCUGGAAUAAGCUUAAAUCGCAUUUGAAAGAGUGGAAUUUUCGCGAUACAAGUGGCGACGUGACGGCGUGAAUGCUUCGUUAGCAACGUAUUUCGGAAAGCGUGCUGAGGACUUAAUCCCUUUACCCUAACAAACAACGCAAAACCAACCUGCACGCCCGCAUUGUUUCCAUUCAUUCGACGAAAGGAAAACAUCCAAAUCCGCCCCACUGUUAUUGCCGCUAUAAGCACAAUUCAGUUUUCCAUUAUACCCAUUUAACCUCUUUUUUAUUAGAAUUUACUGUACCGUUCGUCUCGACUUAAGCGCCGUCAUUCGCAUUCGCAUUUACAGUUUUUCUUAAGGGGAUUUGUUAAAGCAGCAGCUAUAGCCAAAGCAUUCACUUUAAAUCAGUCAGCCGCUAGAACGUUACAACCGCAUUGUUGAAACUAAAGUGUUGGUUCGUUCGUUCGUCGCUGCUUCGUUCGCGUGAUGAAAGAGUGAAGUGAGGCGUUGAUGGUGAUGCAGACAGCAGCUGGCAGUCGGCAUAUUCCGUUGGUGUGGUGAUAAAAAUCGUACGUGUAGUUCGUGUUGCCUAUGUCGGAAGAUGCCAGUGGAUAUGCAAAAGAACGUCUCCGUACAAGUUGAUAGUGAUUUUGCUUUACUUCUGCCUAGCGGUGUUUACGAGAUUAAGAAAAUGGAACCACGCUCCAAAAUACGAACAAUUAUCCUAUUUUGCCUCUUUUUGGCAAUUGCUGGUAUUAUUGGAUUCGGUUACUUCUGCCAAGAUCAGGUCUGUGCGCUCUCGAAGCGCGGCAUGAUGCUACAACCGGAUAUACUGGCCUACAAUGAGGCGAUAAUGCCACCACCGGGUGCCGUGGGCGCUGCCGCCGCAUCGGGUGUGGCGAACAAUGCGUACGGUGUGCACCACUAUCAGCAUCAGUCACAUCAGCCGGGUGGUGGUGGCGGCGGAGCCGGGUCCGCCAUGGCGCUGGCAUCCACAUCGGCGAUUAGCGCGAAAUCAAUACAGCAAAAUGUAAUUAUCACCAAUGCCGGUCUCAGCUAUGAGGAUGUGCUCAACGAUGAUUUUCAAUUCGAUAUGGACGGGCAUGAUGUGAUGGUGUUCCUGCAUAUACAAAAGACCGGAGGCACAUCGUUUGGACGACAUUUGGUGCGUGACUUGGAUCUAAAGCGACCCUGCGAAUGCCAGCGUCAACGCAAGCGUUGCUACUGCUUCCGUCCACACCGCAACGAGAAUUGGCUGUUCUCACGCUACUCGACCGGCUGGAAGUGUGGCCUACACGCCGACUGGACGGAGCUGACCAGCUGUGUGGAUAUCGAAUUGGACAAGAACGAAGGCGAGACGGCCAAACGUCGAUACUUCUACAUCACACUGCUACGUGAGCCCAUCUCACGGUAUAUGUCCGAAUAUCGGCAUGUGCGACGCGGUGCGACGUGGAAGGGUUCACGUCAUUGGUGUUUGGGGCGUCAAGCCACGGCGGCGGAAUUACCACCCUGUUACAAGGGCAAGGAUUGGUUGGAUGUGGAUUUGGAUGAGUUCGCCGCGUGCGAAUCGAAUUUGGCGGCCAAUCGACAGACUCGCAUGCUGGCCGAUCUGGCGUUGGUGGGCUGUUACAAUAAGACUGCUAUGCCGGCGCACGAGCGCGACCGCGUGAUGUUGGCGAGCGCCAAACGCAAUUUAGCCGCAAUGGCAUACUUCGGACUCACCGAGUAUCAGAAGAUUUCGCAGUAUAUAUUCGAAGAGACAUUCAAUCUUCGGUUUGCGAUACCAUUCGAACAACACAAUACAACAAUAUCUGCGUCGGCGGUUAACAAUCUGCGACCGGAUCAGAAGAAACGCAUCGAGGAGUUAAACAGCUUGGAUAUCGAGCUAUAUGCCUUUGCAAAGAAUUUACUAUUCCAAAGGUACGGUUCGUCGAAAUUCGAGCGACUAAAAGCAAAAGACAACGAUUUCGAAAAGCGAUUUGCCAAUUUGGGCAACAUCUACUACAAACAGGGUGUUACUGAAUUCAAUUGGGACAGCAACAUCGAUGACACACUAAGCACCGAUCAUUGAGCCCAAACGCUGGCAAACACAAUAGCGUAUUGAGGAAAUCGUUAUGCAAGCUAUAUAUGUAUGAAUACUUAUGUCUGGCUACAUUUAUUGCAUAAUUGCAAAAUGGACUUUACUUAGAUUUAAGCGUACAUUUAAACGUAAAUAUUAGCGGUAAUUCUUAGGAGAGUCUACAACUCUAUAUAUUUAUGGAAGCUGGUAGUAUUUGCUAGUUUAGACCCGCUGAUUUGUUUGUAAUCGGUUCUACUAUUUAUGUGUUGCUAUUGUAAAUAUAUUUCUAGAUUUUUUUUAGCGCAUUUUAGUUACGGAUUGAGUGUCACAAUUAGUUGCAAGUUAAUAAUAUUCGAAAUUAAUGUUCGACAUGUUUAUUGAUAGUCAUAUGGUUUUACUGUUAACUUUAAGAAAAUACGAGUACGCUAAGCCAAAAUUAGUUUAGACAUUAAUUAUAAGCUUAGCAUGUAAACAUUGAACGAACGAAGAGUAUUUUUGUUUAUUUUAUUAAUAUAAAAAAAUCAGUUUCUAUAUGAAUUCCUACUUUUAUUUUAUAUAAUACAAAGUAUUUACCUAUUAGUAGGGGUGGGACUAAUGUAAAGCUAGAAUAUCAAACGCAAACGUUAUUAUAAGCGGUUUCCGUACGCAUUCACCGACCCAGAAGAAGCAUUUACCAUAAAAAUCUUACUUAAAUCUCCUUUGUUUGUAACAUUGUUUUUGUAAAUACCGUACCAUGCAUUUUUCAUCCUUAUAUUUGAUUUGUGGCCAAAUUUGAUACCGAUAUUGAUUAUGUUUUUUGUUGUUUUAUUAGUCAAAAUAUUUAUAUAAGACAAUAACAAAUUAUAAUUGAAAUUGUAAUGCUUAUCUAAUUAUGAUUGCUUGUGAAAACACAAACCAAACACUUUUACAACAAUAAAAUAUUGACAGCAUAAACAAGCCAAAAUUAACAGAAAUCCAGAAAUUUGAAUAAAUAAGUAAUUACAUAGCAUCUUAAGGCAAUAAGUCAUUGCGAAAUUGCAAAACAUUGCAACGUUGCAAAUAACUGUAUGCAAAUGUCAUAUUUAUACAUACUUACAUACACACGCAAACAAUAAAACAACCAACAAAAAUAUCACUCACAUGAAAUAGAGUUAAAAAUUGCAUUAACAAAAAAAAAAAAAGAAACAAAACAAGAAUGUUCGAAAGAAUAUCAAAAUACACUAUGUGUUAAUCAUUUUACUUUAAUUAAUGCAUUUAUAUCAUUUACUGUACAUGUAUGUAUAUUGUGCCAUUCUGUAGAAAUUAUUCAUUUUUAUACAU
This is a messenger RNA of Bactrocera dorsalis (oriental fruit fly), 4152 nucleotides long. It is a transcript of the gene Hs6st, whose product is annotated as heparan-sulfate 6-O-sulfotransferase 2. The transcript has 7 exons. NCBI's taxonomy places the organism in Eukaryota, Metazoa, Arthropoda, Insecta, Diptera, Tephritidae. Gene Ontology annotation, cellular component: membrane. Gene Ontology annotation, molecular function: heparan sulfate 6-sulfotransferase activity. The record is from RefSeq and is a predicted model, not a curated record. The coding region runs from base 1396 to 2865 and encodes 489 amino acids.